UCUGGGCUUCUAGUCUGGCGAAUGCGUAUAGUAUACGCAGGAGACGAAAAAGAUAGGGUAAAGUAGAAGUAAAGGCGUACGUUGAUUGGAAUGACAUGAAAGAAAUUUGUGAUUCUCAAUCAAUCUACAGAGAAAAGUAUGCAGGGUCAUCAUUGCUACAAUGGGUCUUUGUACUGGCAUCAAACUAACCGAUGUGUUUUGCACAUCACCCUACAAUUGCUUGCAAUUUCAGAUGUGCUUUUAGAUCAGAGAAGCAUUACAGUUGGAUCAAAUGAAGAAUGGUUCUCGUCUUCUCUCCAAUAUGGAACUUGGAGAAGUCGUCCACAUGCUCAAGGCCCAGAAAAUACAGUCAAGGUUGAGCUAAGAAACAAAGAAAAUGAAGCAGCAGAACUUGAAAAACAGUAUAUGCCUUCCACCAUUCAAGAAUUGGAGGCUGCUAUACUAGACACUGUUUAUCAAGCCAAUUCUAUUCUUUGUCUUAACCCUAAUGCCCUCCAACAAUACAAGACUCGCCAAAGAAAACUGGUGGUGUGGGGCGCGUCGAUGAAGUUGCGCGGGUUCGCGGAGAUGACCUGGGUCGGUGCCGGAGGUUUUCAGGCCGUUUGCGCUGCAUUUUCUGCUGUUGUAGAUGUUUCUCUGCCGGUGAUCUUCCACGCCGUGGGCACCAACAACUUCGAGCCGGAGAGACGUAAUAUGUGCUGUGUCCAUCUUCAAUAUCUUUCCUCUUUCUUGUUCUUGCUGGAAGCUAUUUCUCUAUGGCUGGAGCUCUCAUUGGCAUUAUUAAAGCUGGGAGUAUACCAAAUGUGAUAGCUAAUGCAGCGCAAAUCCUCAACGGCUAAUAAUCACAUUAGGCACAUCACCUCCGUUACUUUCAGAACUUUGUAAAAUGGAAAAAUUAGCUGAAAACUUUAUGUGGAAAUGGAAAGGAGUGUGGAGGUGGACUUCGUAAAUUGGGUGUAAAAAUACAAAAGAAAAAAAAAAACUGCAAAUAAUGCUGAAGUUGUAUGCAGUGUAUUUUUCAACUUUUUGCUGUUCCAAAUUGUAAAAAGGAAAAAUUAGCUGAAAACUUUAUGUGGAAAUGGAAAGGAGUGUGGAGGUGGUCUUCGUAA
Messenger RNA from Ipomoea nil (Japanese morning glory), 1109 nucleotides. RefSeq lists its product as uncharacterized. The record is from RefSeq and is a predicted model, not a curated record. Lineage: Eukaryota; Viridiplantae; Streptophyta; Magnoliopsida; Solanales; Convolvulaceae. The transcript has 6 exons. Bases 139 to 807 code for a protein of 222 amino acids.